UCCUCCAUGCCCAGGGAGCCGACACUCUUGUCAUGGCUCAUUUUGAGGAGGUCCUGGACGAAGUCCGCUCGGCUCUGACCUGGGCUUCACCUGCUGAGAUCCGAGCUCUGCUGGAGGGUCUGGUGGAGGAGCAGAUAAUCUCAGAUGCGUACAGCAAGAGCUUGGGUCUGCAUCGAUUCAUUGACGGGCUUGCGCAGGAGCUGCUUUGCGGGGAAUCAGGGUUUAUACCGGGAUCUGAUGAGACCGAUGGGGAAUUUGCUUCUCGAGCAUCUAGCACCCACCAGCAUCUCAGCCAUGGACCGCUCAUUAAGGUAGGGAAAGGUGGGUCACAGUCUCCCUCCGUUGACUACCACCUGGCAGGAUCAGAGUUUGUCCCAUCAGUGGAUGAUCAUUACAGCACAAGACUGGAGCCAGAGACUUGCUCACUAUAUGAGGAUCAAGUUAUUUCCAGAGAUAAACUCAUUCAGGAAUUGAGGGAGGGGACAGCAAUGGACGAACACUACCCCACACAAAGGCUCUACUCUGUCCCCACAGUGUUUGAUGGCAGACUUUCAUUAAAUGAUGAAAUAACUGAACUGCUGACAAGUGCACCUUCAAUGCAGAAGCUGGUAAGUGAUAGUGAAAGGGUAAAUCAGGGGAAUUUGGAGAUUGAGGGGGAGUGGUUAGAGCAGAUUGAAGAGGCUGCUAGGCGGAUAGCUGUACCUCUGUGGCAGCACUGGGACAAAGGAAGGAGGAUGUUACAGCCUUUAGUUUAUUAUAACACAACUGGAUGUACAACUAGUGAUAACACAGUGACAUACAGCGAAGCACAAUGUGCUAUUUUAGAUCUGGAAGAGGAAAUGGAGCUUGCAGCCGCUUGCAGGACACUCGAUGCGUGCACUGGCAACUUUAACGAAAGCUUCACGCUGGAUGCUGAGGACACACCUGAGGAGUUCUAUUACCCUUUAUAUGAUGAGUUGGCGACACCUGGAAUCUGCAUUGAUCGCUUUAAAACUUUCGAAGAAGGAGGAAAUGCAUCACCUGUGGAAGCCUGUGAAGCCACAGACUCAAACAACAACGUCACAGACAAUAUGGGGGGCCUCCUGGAUGCGUGGUGGCCAGGUGAAACUGCAGACGACCUGUGUUGUCUGCCUGAGGACACACAGUGUGGCGCAGGUUCGGCACUUGCACAAUUUACCUUUCAACAUUUGAGUCCCUCGUUUGCACCACAAGAUGCUUCAGUUACAGCGGAAGAUGACAUGAUGGCAGGGGUCACCGGAAAUGUUUAUGGAACAGCAAUCUGGGACAUAGAUGGAAUAACAGGCAUAAAGGACACUAUGGAGUCACACUGUGAUGUCAAGAUGCUGGAAGUGGAUCCCAAUCCCAUCGCAGUCCCUUUGGACUUGGCGGAUCUGUUGAUAGAUAAUUUGGAUGAUGAUAUAAAUGAAAAAUUGCUGGAUGUUGAUUCCCUCUUUGACUACUUAGAACUCAACGACAGCCUUACUCAUCCAUGGACCUUUGAUGACCUCCCCACAGCAGCUGAGGUACCCAUCGCCAACAGCAUUGAGCAGAUACAGGAACCCAAAGCAAAAGGCCAAUCACGAAGGAGAAAAAGACCAAGAGAUUCUCAGCCACAGCCAUGCUCGGAUGAAAGGCCCAAAGCAAAACAGCCAAAACCAUCAGGUCAACCAAAAACCAAAGAGUCACAGGCUGAGCCAGCUGUUGAGCCAGGCAGUCAUCCCGCAUCAGGGCCAAGUCCAGCAAAGACUUUACCGAUGUCCACCGCCACUCCACCAAGAAUUUUUCGCGUUUACCCUUCCCAAACAAGCUCUGCGAUUCCCAUUCAGUUUAUCACUAUCUCAGAUUCCGCAGGAAAUCCAGUCCAGCUUUCUCCUCCUCCUCCGCUCAUUAGGUUUCCACUCCCCCGCAGCGCCACUACACCUACAUAUAUAUUAGUUCCUACUGUGUCACCACCCUCUAAAUGCCAAUUACCACCACUCUCCCCAGUCGAUGGCACAGUCGCUCCGGUCCAAAUGAGUUCGUCCCCACUGGGUUCUCUGUCAGAAACAGCUAGCAAAGCCAUGUCUCCCCCUUGUACCUCACCUGUAUCCCCAGGCAAUGAAAUGUCUCCAUGUAAGGAAUCACCUCUUCCUCAGUCUCCCAAGGUCCUUGAUAUUCCACAGAAUGUCAAGGACUACAUUCAAGAAGCCAAAGCUCACAUGAGUCAAACCUACCAGGAUAUGGAGGCGGGCCUCAGCCUGUCUUCUCAUUAUGUAGAUGUUCAAGUGAGCCAAAGAGAGGUAGUUCGCUCUGGGAAAAAUACAAACAAAUGCCUGGACAAGGAGCUAGUCAUCAAGGGAGACACAGAUCGGCAAAAAACCAUGCUGGCACUCAGUCAGAUCUUUGAUGGUUCAAAUGGAGAAAAAUCCAGACGUUACAUUUUGCUGCUUGGCAAUGCCGGCAUGGGAAAAACCACUCUGAUCAAGAAGCUGUGUAUUGAUUGGUCCAGAAACUGCAUCCCUCAGUUUGACUUUGUAUUCCUAUUGGAUGGCAAAAAGCUCAGUGUGACAGAGCCGGUCUACAGUCUUCAGACACUCCUGCUCAACCUCUCCUCCUCCGCCCCAUCCUGUGUGGACCCAGAAGCAGUGUAUGCUCAAAUCCUGGCAGCCCCUAAACGUGUGCUCAUCAUUUUUGAUGGUUUUGAUGAAUUGCGCAACUAUGAAACUCUACUUCAAGCUCAGGAAAAAGACCUAACAGCUUCACUGCAAAAAGACAGCAAGGCAAAGACUUUCACAGUAAGGCAGUUGUAUUCUGCCAUUCUUCAAAGGGUCCUGCUUCCAGGCUGCACUCUUCUACUCUCCACCCGGCCACGGGGAACUGCCAGCCAGCUGCUCAGGCGUACAGACAGCCUUCUGGAGAUGUGUGGGUUUACCCCAGCAAAUGUGGAAACAUAUUUGUCCCAGUACUUCUCUGAUCCUGGCCUCAGAGAAUCAGCUUUGGAGAGUCUAAAAAGCAUGAGCUACCUAAAUCUCCUUUGCUGGAACCCCGGACUAUGCCGGCUGGUGUGCUUGAUUUUAGAGCAGUCUAGAAGUGUGGAUGUCCUGCCAAGAACUUUAACUGGGCUCUGUCAUCAGGUGCUGUGUUUAAAAAUGGAUAAAGACGGCAGGAGUACUCCCACACACACCGAAGCUCAAGCACAAUCCAUAAGAGACACUGAGACACAAAUUUCAAAUACCUCUCAGGCGAAGAAAUGUUCGAAAAAUAAUCAGGGGAAGUCCAGAACGCAGGCACGCACUUCCUCUCGCACCCAAAGGGCAAAAAAGGCACAAGAACAGGAGGCGCAAGCAGACAAAGUGGAUCAGGAUCUCAGGAGCAGUGGCGGAGAAGCUGUAACGGAGGACUUUGACUUGUUGUCCCAGCUGAGCUCUUUAGCCUGGGAAGGGGUCAAAGCCAACUCUUCCAUCCUUCCCACAGGACGGGACAUAUCUGGCAAAGUCAAGGCAUUUGGUCUGAGAACAGGCCUCUUUCUCUCUCAUCAGCUGAGAGCGAGUCCAUGCCUCUCAAAUAGUACCAAGGAGGAAGGAGAAAAUGAGACAGAAGCUGGAGAGACAGAACAGAGGACUGAAAACAGUGAAAGGACCACCAAUGAUUUAACUGAUCACCAAAAUGACCAGAUCCUCUUAUGGGCCAACCCUUUCCUUCAGAGUUACAUUGCAGGAGUACAUCUGGCUUUGUCAAGGACUUUAACAGACCGGUCCUUUCUCCAGACCCUCCCUUUCCAGUCUGGAGGGAAAGGUCGUCGGCGACCUCAAAGGGAGGAACUUGAGCUCACUCAGCGAUUUGCAGUUGGCCUCUUGUUCCACAAUAGGACAGAACUGCAGCGAUUCCACACGCAUACAGAGACAGCCUUUAGAGAUAUGGUGGCUAACAAGCAGGGGUUGGUAACAAAACACCUGGAAGGGCUUUCUUACGCUGACCUUACUCCCUCCCAAAUCUUGGAGGCAUGCCACUACGUCUACGAGGCGAGUUUUACUCACAGUGAUGGUGGCCGAGAAGCUGGCAGGACUCAGCUGGUGACACACCUAGCAGCAAAUCUUCCAGAGUUCCUGACGUUUCAUGGAGUUCAACUAAGCCCGCCAGAUGUGUUCACUGUUCAGAAAGCACUUGAACAGGGGGGAACUGAAGGCAGACGUUUCUGUUUGGACCUGGAGGACUCUGGCAUCCAGAUCUGUGGACUUCGAGCUCUGGUUAGCCUCAACAACAUCAACACAUACAGGUCAUGCAUUGCUGACGCCAUCACCCUCUGGGAGCUGCUGGAGCAGAGUGACGAAGAAAGUCUCCUCCAGAGGGCAGUGUCCAAGUUCACAAUCCAUCCUUUGAAAGCUAAACAGGUGUGUCAUAUAGAGCACCUGGAAAAGCUGGUGAACAUACACAUUCACAAGAGGCUAUCAGACAGCUCCAGCGAGUCUCACUCCAUCCUGUCUGAGGGAGUGCCAGCAGUUAAAGAGCUACACAAGCUGGAGUUUGAACUUGGUCCAGAUAAUGGUCCUCUGGUUCUUCCGAAGCUGUGGGAUCUCCUGCCAGGGCUGCAUAACCUACAGCACUUGGACUUAGAGAACAGCAAGAUCGGGGACAAAGGAGCAGAGAAGCUGGCCAGUGCUUUAGUCUCACUCCCUUCUUUGGAGAUACUUAAUCUAUCACAGAACUGCAUAGGAGACGAGGGUGUGAAGAAGUUAGCAGCCACACUGAAGGACCUGCCUAAUCUGCACUGUUUAAGUGUCUACAGCAACAUGAUUUCUGAUGAAGGGGCAGAGAGUUUAGCAGCUGUUCUCCCACACAUGGCUUCCCUCACUGACCUUGACGUAAAGUUUAACAAACUAACAGAUGUCGGCGCACAGAGCUUAGGAGCCAGCCUAAGAAACUGUACAAAAGUUAAGACUUUAAGGAUGUGGAACCAGUGCAUCCCCUUCGGUGUGCUUGAGAGACUCAUUCAGCAGGACAGCCGCAUCCUAUUGCACUAAAAUGCAAUACCUCUCUACAAGCAUAUGAACUGUUUUCAUCAUGCAUCUCAUGAUGUAUACUUAAAUUGCACAAUACAUUUUCAAACGUGUGUGCUUGCAAGGAAAGGACACAAACAAAUUAUUAUGUGAAACUUGAGAUUGCACUACAACUGACGUACUUGCUGCUUGUUCUCUGCUGCUGGUUCUUCAUAACAUUCCACUAUCUGCAUUACAAAGUGUGUGUGUGUGUGUGUGUGUGUGUGUGUGUGUGUGUGUGUACUGUUUUUCAGUACUUUCAACUUAAAAAAGCACAAUUGCACUUUUAUAGUCACCCUUUGUUAUUAAAGGUGGCUGUUUUUUUUUUCUUUUUCUUUAUAGUUGUCUGUCCAAGUUUUUGCCAUUAUCUGCCUUUAUUCGUGCAUUUGUGGUGCUGUGUGUGUGUGUGUGUGUGUGUGUGUGUGUGUGUGUGUGUGUGUGUGUGUGUGAGAGAGAGAGAGAGGGGGAGGAUAACGGUGUUUUUCUGGCUAUAAAUUAUACAGUACUGAUUGUUGGUUACUUUUAUAAUAAUAAAAUGCUUUGAC
Messenger RNA from Maylandia zebra (zebra mbuna), 5560 nucleotides. RefSeq names its product class II, major histocompatibility complex, transactivator (gene ciita). NCBI's taxonomy places the organism in Eukaryota, Metazoa, Chordata, Actinopteri, Cichliformes, Cichlidae. Gene Ontology annotation, molecular function: ATP binding; protein binding. The record is from RefSeq and is a predicted model, not a curated record. Gene Ontology annotation, biological process: positive regulation of MHC class II biosynthetic process; positive regulation of MHC class I biosynthetic process; positive regulation of transcription by RNA polymerase II.